This is a messenger RNA of Phalacrocorax carbo (great cormorant), 2387 nucleotides long. The record is from RefSeq and is a predicted model, not a curated record. NCBI's taxonomy places the organism in Eukaryota, Metazoa, Chordata, Aves, Suliformes, Phalacrocoracidae.
CGCCCGUCCCCGCCGCUCUCCGCCGGGCUCCGCGCCGCGCCGCUCGGCUCCGCUCCCCUCCGCGCCGUGCCGCGCCGCGCCGCGCCGUGCCGCGCCGCCGGGGGGCCGAGCGGCGUGUCCACCUGCCGGCCCCGCCGCCCGUCAGUCCCGCCAUGGCUCUCGGCGGGGUCGGUCGCGGCGGCGCGGCGCGGGCCGCCUGGCCGCGGCUGCUGGUGGCGGCGGCGGCGGCGGCGCUGGCGCUGGCGGGGCCGGCGCUGCCCGAGGUGCUGUUCCGCUGCCCGCCCUGCACGGCGGAGCGCCUGGCCGCCUGCCCCCCGGCCGCCCGCCCGCCCUGCCCGGAGCUGGUGCGGGAGCCGGGCUGCGGCUGCUGCCCGGUCUGCGCCCGCCUGGAGGCCGAGGCGUGCGGCGUCUACACGCCGCGCUGCGCCGCCGGCUUGCGGUGCUACCCCGACCCCGGCGCCGAGCUGCCCCUGCAAGCCCUGGUGCAGGGACAGGGCACCUGCGCCCGCCGCCGCGACACGGCCGAGUACGGCGCCAGCGCCGAGCGCCCCGCAGAUAAUGGCGAUGACCGGUCCGAGAGCAUCCUUGCUGAGAACCACGUGGACGGCACCACGGGGAUCCUGAGCGGAGCCGGUGGGAGGAAGCCCAUGAAGACAGGCAUGAAGGAGCUGGCAGUUAUGAGGGAGAAGGUGAAUGAGCAGCAGCGGCAGAUGGGCAAAGUCGGCAAGCCCCAUCACAACCACGAGGACUCGAAGAAGUCGCGACUGUCGACAGGCAGGACCCCUUGUCAGCAGGAGCUGGAUCAGGUCCUGGAACGCAUCUCCACUAUGCGGCUGCCGGAUGAGCGAGGUCCCCUGGAGCACCUCUACUCCCUCCACAUCCCCAACUGUGACAAGCAUGGCUUGUACAAUCUCAAACAGUGCAAGAUGUCGGUGAACGGGCAGCGGGGCGAGUGCUGGUGUGUGGACCCCAUCCAUGGGAAGGUGAUCCAGGGUGCGCCUACCAUCCGCGGGGACCCUGAAUGCCACCUCUUCUACACAGCCCAUGAGCAGGAGGACCGGGGAGCACAUGCCCUGCGAAGCCAGUAGACGGACGUGAUCCUGCUCGCUGGAGGCAGCUCGCUGUGGCCCCGGUGUUGGAUUUUACAUGGGUUUCAGCAUGUCUCUUUAGGCUCUGGAAGAGACUGGGGUUGGGUCCUGUGUGCUGCCCUCCUUCCCCUGCUGCCCGGCUCCUGGGGAUGGGAGGGAUGACGGGAGGGGAAGGGCGGUGGGGGGGGUUGCAAGGAGAAGGGACUGCUUUCCUAUAGUCUUUCACCCAAUGUAAGCCAGAGAACAGGUCUUUUUUGCUCCUCACCCUGCGGCCCUGCCUCCCUGCUGCUUUGCGGCAUCUUCCCGCACCCUCCAACACGGAGCGCCGUGUGCUCCACAACACCUCCCAGGGGGCAAAACUCCUCACCAAGGGCAGGAGGGGGACAAAAAAAAAAAAACAAAGGAAAAAAGCCCACCCUUUCCCCCUCUUUCCCUCCCUUCCCCGAGACCAAAGACUGUAAAUACUGUGUCGCCUGCCUCUUGUGUCCUGCCGGUCCCCUGUGCCCUAGCCUGGCCUUCAGUCCUGGCAUAGGAUGUGGUGUGGGAGGGAGGGAAGGAGGAAAGCCCCUGGCUUCUCUGCUGGCGUGGUUGGAUGCAUCCCCCAAGGAGGCAUCAGUGAGGGAAAGGGCUAAGAAUGAGACAGCCUGCCCCAAAACACCCCUGGGUGCUUCCCUUCCUGGUGCUGGGGCACAGCCAGCCCUGCAGGGACUUGGCUCCAGCCACUGGUCUAGGAGGAUGGGGCCUUUGAGUGACGGUGGAGCUAAAUGCUUGGUUUUCCAGGGGGUUUGAAGGGCUAUUGCCCAGUAUUUCUUAGGAUCAACUUAUGCUGAGGGAGGUAAAGUGAACUUGCUGGGGCUUGGUCGAAGGAUGCCUGUGUAGAUUUAGGAUAACAAGCCAGGGAGUCUCUCGCUCUCUCAUUCAUUCUUUCAUUGUUUCUAGAUAGGAAAAAACCCCAUCUAAAACCUGCACUCCCAAGCAGCUGCUCUUGUCCCUCCAUUUUUGCUUGGGACUGGAGUGAGCAUCUGCUAUUCAGCACACACUUUUUCUUUUUUUUUUUUUUUUUUUGUAAGUAAAUUACAGUAUAUAUCUUGCUUUGUAAAGGCCCUGACACACAAGCACCCCUCUGCCCACACACACAUUUGUAUAGAUUAAAUCCGAGUGAUUCCAGGUGCUCUGAGAGGUUUUGCGCUGGACAUGCUGCUCCGAGGAGAGAUGUGUCUCUGCUGUUAUUUCACCUGUUGAUUUCUUUCUGUACAGAACACACCAACGCUGAGAAUAAAUAACUUCCCUGUCGCCUAA